Messenger RNA from Effrenium voratum, 1103 nucleotides. The record is from the annotation of a GenBank genome assembly. Lineage: Eukaryota; Dinophyceae; Suessiales; Symbiodiniaceae.
AUAGAAGGGGUUGAUUGCGAUUCGUCCUUAUGGCGCUGUACCCAACGGCCGAGUGCUAUACCGCGUUCUGCGAUUCUCAAGGUGUGGCCAAGCUCUUCCACGUGCCCGUGUUGCGUGAAGCGCUGAGCGGUUUCUCCACGAGUUCCGACUCCGGGUCAGAAAGCUCGAUGAACCUGGAAAGCCCCAAGACCGCGAUCAAAGUCGGUAGGCGUGAUGAGAAGAGCGAUGGAAAGGACAAGGAGGACAAGGAGGACACAUCGGAGAUUGGAGAGGACUGCCUGGUCCUGGGCACCAAGUCCUUUGAUGGCGCCAUGAGUGUCCUUGUCGCUGCCCUUCGUCGGAUCGUCCCAAACGGCACGCUGGCCGACGGUAAGCGCUCCGGCCGCGGCAAGCGGCCUUACCGGGCAGAGGUCCACAUGUCGGGCUACGACGCCAAAGAGCACGGCGACUUCGAUCUCUGCCAGCGGCUGAUCGGAGCAAAAGGUCGCAACGUGCGACCCUUCUGGGAAGGCACCCGCAGCCACGCCAACUUUGGAGGGGAGGGCAGCCUGCCGGUCGGCUUGAGGCCUUGCUGGAAAAGGAGUUCCAAGCUGCUGGAGGGCGCUUUGCGUCUGGAAGUCACUAGCCCCACGAUCGAGGAUUUGGUGGCGAGUGUGGAGAAUGGCCUUCCAUCCUUGGAGAGCAUGGACUACCAUUGGAGCCGUUUCCUUGGCAAGAAGCACCUCCCAUACGUCCCGCUGUUCACGGUCUACCUCUUCUACCAAGACAUCCCGAUUAGGUUCGUUGGGUUUCGCCCCCUGGCGCCGGAAGCACCUAGCCUUCACGGACUCAGGCCUCUUUGCUGAGUUGCUGCUCGGCGCAGGUGUGCAGAGUUUGUCGGCGCCAGGAUGAUCUCGGCUGCAACCUCAAGAGGCAAAGGUGUCUCAAGGUUGUCAGGACCCCAACUGUGCCACCAAAAACAUCCCAAAACGCAAGAUGGUAGAGACGUCGACUGGCCAGACCAAGUUACAGGGGCUCCGUGCCGAGGUUUCUUCGACAUGUGAUGCAUGGCAGAUCAGCACCUUUUCGAUUCCUGCCGCCAAGCCAGGAUUUGUCGCGAGAGG